ACCUCAACCCCUCUUCUUGCUAUCAUAGUAUCACCAUUUCUCUCUUCCUGUCCAAAAACCCUUGUUCCCAAACACUUCUUUUCCUCCAUUUCAUACCAUAAUGGCAAGCUCUUCCUCCCGCCAGCCAACCUCCAGAAUGUCCAGUUUCCUGUCCAGGAUGCCGAGGCCAUUGAACAUUCCCUCGGGAGCCGCAGGUCGCAUACAGGAGUACCCCAUGGGGACGCUGAUGGAGGUCGUACGAGCGGAGGGUGCUGUCUUGAUGUUGAUGGAGUAUGAGAACACUCACAUCCUCCGCUUAUUGAAGAGAGGGAAUUUUGUGAUGAAGCUGAUGCUGCACACCAUCAGCACCAUCAUCGUGGCCACUUGCAUGGUCGAUAAUAUGCACUGGCCACUAGCCAGGGAUGCUCCGGUUGUUCGUGUCGCCAGCCGGAGCUUUCUUUUCGCCCUGCCAGGCCUCCUUUACGCCCUCUGGUUCCCACCAACCUCCACCGAGAGUACCGUCACCCUGCUUGCGGACGUGUUCAGGCAGUUUUCCCAUUAUGAAGAUUUUAAACACGUAGCAACUGAUGUUGGAGUGUCUGAAGAUCAACUGAGUUUCUGGCUGAAGGCCCGAGCGCAGGUACAACCUAUUCUGCACGCUAGGCUUCAGCAAUACGGUCACUUCAUUGGACUAUCCCCAACUGCAGUAGGCAGCCAAGCCUCGGAGCUGUUGAGAGCUGUCCGCAUGUCGGAUGCAGCUCAGUUGGUGAUGAAGGCCUUCCCAGUCGGUCUCCUCAAUCCCACACACUGUGACAUCCAUGACCUUCGGCCACACAUCCAUAACGGCAGAGCUGCGGCUAACGGCCCAGAGUCUUACCCGACCAUUGUUGUGUUUACCAAUAUAGUCGAAGCCCUGCAGUUCAUUUGGGUGAUCGCAACUGACCAGGGUCACCUUCUAAGGGCAGAAAACAGGCCCGGCGGAGUGCAUCCUGUCGGAUUCAAAGUUUGGUGCUUGAACCGAUCGGGACUCGCUUGUUUACUCCGUGUACUGAUCUACGCUGGAGAGUUGCCGGUGAGACCCGCCAACCAUCAAACAGGAAUAGUCGAAAGGAGAGAAAACGGGAAUGGCACCAAUCCUGGACCUCAACCCAUGGCCGGUAUUGAGAUGAGGCAGACGGAGGAAGGAGAAGCAAGCACUUCAGAACACAAUCAGUAAACUUCAUUUCCGCUUGUACCAAGGCAUGAUAGAUAGAAGAGCUUUCAAGUGUUAAUUGACUCUGAACAUCUUCUUUCAAAUUCCUCCUGCAAUCAAUUAACUGGAUAGAAUUUUAGUGGUUUGCAUAUUCAUUGCCCAAAAUAAUAUAUCUUCUCAAAUCGUUUCAUUCUUCAGCA
Vitis vinifera (wine grape) is the source of this 1371-nucleotide messenger RNA. RefSeq lists its product as hypothetical. Lineage: Eukaryota; Viridiplantae; Streptophyta; Magnoliopsida; Vitales; Vitaceae. Gene Ontology annotation, cellular component: plasma membrane. Bases 101 to 1195 code for a protein of 364 amino acids. The record is from RefSeq and is a predicted model, not a curated record. The transcript has 2 exons.